Striga asiatica is the source of this 2418-nucleotide messenger RNA. Lineage: Eukaryota; Viridiplantae; Streptophyta; Magnoliopsida; Lamiales; Orobanchaceae. The record is from the annotation of a GenBank genome assembly.
UCUCACAAACAAUUCCCACUAAAUUAAAUCAAAAUACUCUCAUUCUCUCUAUCCCUCUCUCUCUCCCCUCUUUCUCCAAACACACACGCAUACAUACACAGAGUUUCCUUGUAAUUUCUCAUUAAUGGCCGUCGACUCGAUCCUUUCGUCCCCACUGGGCCCUCCGGCCUGCGAGAAAGACGCCAAAGCCCUUCAGUUCAUCGAGGAAAUGACCCGCAACGCCGAUUCGGUCCAGGAAAACGUCCUGGCCCAAAUCCUGGCCCGAAACGCCCACACUGAGUACUUAUCGGGCUUCAACCUCAACGGAGCCACCGACCGCGCGACCUUCAAGUCCAAAAUCCCCAUGGUCACCUACGAGGACCUCCAGCCGUUGAUCCAGCGAAUCGCCGACGGCGACCGAUCCCCAAUUUUAUCGGCCCACCCAGUUUCUGAAUUUCUCACCAGCUCUGGAACUUCCGCCGGCGAAAGAAAACUCAUGCCCACGAUUAAAGAAGAAUUGGACCGCCGCCAGCUGCUCUACAGCCUUCUCAUGCCUGUCAUGAACUUAUAUGUGAAGGGGCUGGACAAAGGCAAGGGCCUCUACUUCCUGUUCAUCAAAUCCGAGACCCAAACACCCGGCGGGCUCCCGGCCCGACCCGUCCUCACUAGCUACUACAAGAGCGACCACUUCCGGGCCCGCCCCCACGACCCGUACAACGUGUACACAAGCCCGAACGAGGCCAUCCUCUGCCCCGACUCCUUCCAGAGCAUGUACACCCAGAUGCUGUGCGGGCUUUACGAGCGCGACCAAGUCCUCCGGGUCGGGGCAGUCUUCGCCUCGGGCCUCCUCCGGGCCAUCCGCUUCCUCCAGCUCAACUGGCCCCAACUCGCCACCGACAUCCGAUCCGGAUCCCUCAACCCGGACAUCACCGACCCGCCCAUCCGCGCCCACAUGACCCGAUUCAUGAAACCCGACCCGGACCUCGCCGAUUUCAUCACCCGCGAGUGCUCUCUAGACAACUGGGAACGGAUAAUCCCCCGGAUCUGGCCCAACACCAAGUACCUUGACGUCAUCGUGACAGGCGCCAUGGCCCAAUACAUCCCAACCCUCGAUUACUACAGCGGCGGCCUUCCCAAGGCCUGCACAAUGUACGCAUCCUCCGAGUGCUAUUUCGGGCUCAACCUCAACCCAAUGUGCCGGCCCGCCGAAGUCUCCUACACAAUCAUGCCAAACAUGGCCUACUUCGAAUUCCUCCCCCAUACCACCGAGCCGGCCCAAACCGACCCGGCCUGUCUCGUCGACCUCGCCGAUGUCGAGGUCGGCAAGGAAUACGAGCUCGUGAUCACCACCUACGCGGGGCUCUACCGCUACCGAGUUGGAGACAUCCUCCGAGUCACCGGCUUCCACAACUCGGCCCCCCAAUUCCAGUUCGUGAGGCGAAAGAACGUCCUACUCAGCAUCGACUCAGACAAGACUGACGAGGCCGAACUACAAACUGCAGUCGAGAGCGCUUCAAAGAUGCUACAAAAGUUCAACAUGGCGGUUGUCGAGUACACGAGCUGCGCAGACACGAGCACUAUCCCGGGACACUACGUGAUAUACUGGGAGCUGCUGGCGAGGGACCCGGUCAACUCGCCGAGUCGGGAGGUGCUGGACGGGUGUUGUUUGGCGAUGGAGGAGUCGCUCAACUCGGUGUACAGGCAGUGCCGGGUGGCGGAUAACUCGAUUGGCCCGCUAGAGAUUCGAGUCGUGAGGAGCGGGACUUUUGAGGAGCUAAUGGACUAUGCUAUCUCGAGAGGGGCCUCGAUUAAUCAGUAUAAGGCGCCGAGGUGCGUGAGCUAUUCGCCUAUUAUGGAGUUGCUCGACUCGCGGGUCGUUUCGUCACAUUUUAGCCCGUCGUUGCCGCAUUGGACGCCGGAGAGAAGGAGGUGAAGGAAAAAUUAAAUUGAAAGGGUGGGAAAAAAAAAGACUAAGUAAAAUUAAAUAUGUAUUAGUGAAAUUGUCAAUGUGGGGAGAUUCCUUGGCUUUAUUUUUUGUUUUUUUUUUUACCUUUUGUUUAUUUUGGGUGUGUGUUGGUUUUGUAAUUUGGAUUAGGUGUGUAAAGUACGUGUGAGAAGUUAGGUGUUGUGUGGUGUGUGGGUUGGGUUAAGCUGUGAAAAGGACUGUGAUGAUAUGUUGAAUGAGUUUGAAGUUGGAUUAGGUUUGUGAGGUUAAAGUAACUGAUUGCUAGUGAUGUUAUUGAGAUGAAGUAAUUAUCAGUGGUUUGACGAAUUUUGGUGGUGUUUUAAUGUCGACGUAACUUAACGAGUGGUUCUUGGGGAAGAAUUCGGAGUUUUUUCGGCUGUGUUAGGCAGCAGGAAAUGAUCAGACGGGGCCAAAAGGUGUCUAUAUAAUAAUCCUCAUCCUCAUCUUAUAAAAGUCAAAUAAAACAAAAUUUU